Messenger RNA from Myripristis murdjan (pinecone soldierfish), 3316 nucleotides. It is a transcript of the gene satb1a, whose product is annotated as SATB homeobox 1a. NCBI's taxonomy places the organism in Eukaryota, Metazoa, Chordata, Actinopteri, Holocentriformes, Holocentridae. Gene Ontology annotation, molecular function: DNA-binding transcription factor activity, RNA polymerase II-specific; RNA polymerase II cis-regulatory region sequence-specific DNA binding. Gene Ontology annotation, biological process: regulation of transcription by RNA polymerase II; chromatin remodeling. Bases 1 to 2772 code for a protein of 923 amino acids. The transcript has 10 exons. The record is from RefSeq and is a predicted model, not a curated record.
AUGGACCCUCUGUGCAAUGGAGCCAAGCUGCCUGAAGGCAGUGAUCCUGUGGCGGAGCCCCGGCCUCCUCCUGCCAAGCUGGCCCGGCUGGAGCAAGGACCCUCGGCCCAGGAGAGGAGUAGGCAGGGGAGUCCAGGGGCCAAAGCCGCCGGCCUGGCCCUCAAACCCGCCACACUGAGGCCACAGGGCAAGAGCUGGCACAAGAGAGGGAGCCUGCUGCCAGUGUUCUGUGUGGUGGAGCACAGGGAGAGUCCGGUGGAGGGUGAGAGGAGGGAAGAGCACGCCGAGUUUGUGCUGGUCAGGAGAGACCUGCUGUUUAACCAGUUGAUAGAGAUGGCCCUGCUGACGCUGGGCUACUCACACAGCUCUGCUGCACAGGCCAAAGGUCUGAUCCAGGUGGGCAGGUGGAACCCCGUCCCUCUGUCCUGUGUAACAGAUGCUCCUGAUGCCACGGUGGCUGACAUGUUGCAGGACGUCCACCAUGUCAUCACCCUGAAGAUACAGCUGCAGAGCUGUCCCAAGCUGGAGGACCUGCCAGCUGAGCAGUGGAGCCACUCCACAGUGAGGAACGCUCUGAAGGAGCUCCUGAAGGACAUGAACCAGAGCUCCCUGGCCAAGGAGUGCCCUCUGUCCCAGAGUAUGAUCUCCUCUAUUGUAAACAGCACUUACUAUGCAAACGUCUCCGCCGCCAAGUGUCAUGAGUUUGGGCGAUGGUACAAGCACUUCAAGAAGACCAAAUGCUUCAACGAAAUGGACAGUUUCUCUGACCAGUCAGCUCACAUCACCGUUACCCAGCAGCCAAUCCCAGGUAGCACAGCAGAGCAGAGCUCCAGCCUUCUCUUCUCUCACGGAGGAGUAGCCAACAUUUGUGGCCGCCCGCCCCUCGGUCUCCGCCCGUCCGGGCUGGUAGCCGCACCCCUCAGCCCGCAGCUGGUCAGCCAACAGCUGGUGAUGGCCCAGUUUCUCAACCAGCAAUACGCUGUUAGCCGCAUGCUAGCUGGCCAGGGUCUCUCACCCUCCCCGCAGCAGUAUCUCAACCACCCACCUGUGGGGAGAGCGCCCCCUGUGGUGCAUUCCAAAGCCCCCGAUCACCAGGCCCCACAGCAGGCCCAGUGUGGCCCGGGAGGAGGCCCUGCAGCAGUGCCACAAAGCCAGACGUCAUCUGGGUCGUCCGGAGGGCCGUCGGACGUGUCCAGUGAUAUCUACCAGUGUGUGAGGGAGGAGCUUAAGAGAGCAGGCAUCUCCCAGGCCAUCUUCGCCCGUGUGGCCUUCAACAGGACCCAGGGCCUGCUCUCAGAGAUCCUGCGGAAGGAGGAGGACCCUAAACAUGCCUCCCAGUCCCUGCUGGUCAACCUGCGGGCCAUGCACAACUUCCUGCAGCUGCCCGAGGCCGAGAGGGAGCGAAUCUACCAGGAGGAGAAAGAGAGAAGCCUGACUGGAAUCACACCCAGCAGCAGCAACACACCACCACGGCCCACACAGGCGAGGCUGUCCCCAGUUACAGGAGACAGAGGCUUGAAGACAGACAGUUGUGUCCUCAACAUCACCGCCUCAAUCUAUGAGGAGAUUCAGCACGAGAUGAAGAGAGCCAAGGUGUCUCAGGCCAUGUUCGCUAAGGUGGCUGCCUCCAAGAGUCAGGGCUGGCUGUGUGAGCUGCUGCGUUGGAAGGAGGAUCCGAGUCCAGAGAACCGCACCCUCUGGGAGAACCUGUGUAUGAUCCGCCGCUUCCUCAGCCUGGCCCAGACCGAGCGGGACGCCAUCUACGAACAGGAGAGCAGCAACACCACGGCCCAGCAGCACUGCACUGACAGACUCACACUGCUCAGCAGUGAUAAUACACUGUACCAGCGGCGCUCUCCAUUGCCACAGCAACACCAACUCCAACCCCCGACCCCUCAGGCCCAUCAACCGUUGCAACCCGAGAUGGGACCUCACCUGUCUCCGCGGCAACCAUGCACAGCAUCGCCAGCUGAGGUUGAGGGUGGGGGCUGGGGGCACGUGAGAGUGCGGUUACGGGGCAGAGGCAGUAACACUGAGAGAGGAGAGAGUAAGGAUUGGGCUGAUGGGGGAAGGGGAGACUGGGGCAGUUUGGGCAGGGACUGGGGCAGCGCCGGCAGGGCAAGAGACGUGGAUAUCGAAAACAGUGAGCGGGUGAAGGACGAAGAUGUGGGUGAUAAAGUCACUGAUGCAGUUAAUGGAGAUGGCAGAGAGGGCUGGGAUAAGGAGAGGCAUUGUGCCAAGUGGUCUGGUGUCAAGGAUGAGGACCGAGGCAGGGUUGGGGUCUUCAUAGAGGCAGACAACGAGAUAGGAGGUGGGGACGAGGGGUUAAGAGUGUCCCGCGAAGCCCUGGGCAUCCUGCAGAGCUUCAUCCAGGACGUGGGUCUUAACCCGGACGAGGAGGCGGUCCACACCCUGUCAGCUCAGCUGGGCCUGCCCAAACACACCAUCCUCAGCUUCUUCCACAGCCAGGACCACCAGAGUCGGAAUGAGGGCCAGCAUCAGCACCAUAACCACAACCACAGUCACACCCAGGAGGACCAGUACGGCUGCUCCGACCCAGACCUGGCCCAGGCACCGAGAACUACUGAGCAACAGGAGGAGGUGAAUGUGACGGCAGGUGAUUCACAUCAAAACGCUGAGACACAGGACGAGGACGAGGAGGAGAGCGCAGCGCGGAAAAAUGAAGAAAGUGAGAUCACGAUUUUGAAAGAAUUGGACGUAGGCACUCAAACAAUUCCUAUCAUGAAGGAGGAGCAAGAAAACUUCAUCUAACCCAAAUACGUCCAGCGGCAUAACUUGGACGAGCCAUAUGUUCCCUGUCAGCUACUGAGAUGCUUCGCUUCUCUGAUAUGGCAUAACUCAAACUUGGUCUGCUUGCAGCCGCUACACACCAGUAAUGACUCGCACUGUUUUAGUAGUGGUCUGUCCCACUUGUGUGCACCAAAAGAUUAUGGAAAGCUGACUGAAUUAUAUCUCUUUGGCAUUGGAGGAUGCUCGCUGAAUUGUAAAACAGACACCUACAGUAUGAAAUAGCUCCAGCCAAUUGCUUCACUGUUUCAAAUGAAUAAACUAUAUCAAGCCGACUAUAUAGCAAUCCCGAUUAGAGAACUGUUUCGCGCUUUGAGGAUCUUUAAUGCACUUGGACAGAAGAUGUGAAAACUGUGGCUAUAUGAAACUCAUUACAUGCGGUUUCUGUGUAGAUAUGUAUGUGGAUCAAUGGGGCCCAAUACAGAUCCCCUCAGAUUACAAAUCAUUGUUUAUAGAGAGAAAUUUCCGUUGGUUGAAUAUCUGACUUUAGAGAAAUGUUCAUGCCAGA